Messenger RNA from Alligator mississippiensis (American alligator), 5369 nucleotides. It is a transcript of the gene MYOCD, whose product is annotated as myocardin. The coding region runs from base 345 to 3149 and encodes 934 amino acids. The transcript has 13 exons. The record is from RefSeq and is a predicted model, not a curated record. Lineage: Eukaryota; Metazoa; Chordata; Crocodylia; Alligatoridae. Gene Ontology annotation, biological process: smooth muscle cell differentiation; cardiac muscle cell differentiation.
UACUGAUAGUCGCUUCUCCCUGCUAGACCAUGACAUCAGCCAGGACACCCAGUGAUGCUGCUGAUAGUAAACUCAGAGCAGGAGGAGGGUCCUGCUAGCUAAAAGUUAAUUAGUUCAACACAGAACUUGGGGGGAGCAGUUGGUUUCUGUGGAGGGUCAGUGCUGGAUGGGACCAAAACUUUUAAAGUCACUUGCUGCUUUCUGCAAACCCAGCUAUAAAAGCACCCAGAGACUCCAGGAGGGUCGGAUGAAUUUUGGUUCACUAACUGUGGUCAGCUUGUCUCCUUGGAGCAAGUUAAUGGUUUAAGUGAGGGGGCUUCUGGAACGGUUCACAGAGAAUCACCAUGACACUUCUUGGUACUGAGCAUUCUUUGCUGAUUCGGAGCAAGUUCAGAUCAGUUUUACAGUUACGGCUUCAGCAGAGAAGAACCCGAGAGCAGCUGGCGGACCAGGGCAUCAUGCCACCACUAAAAAGUCCAUCUGCAUUCCAUGAACAAAGGAGAAGCCUGGAGAGAGCCAAGGCUGAAGAUUAUUUAAAGCACAAGAUCAGAAGCAGGCCUCAGCAAUCAGACCUGGUUAAUAUGCACAUUUUACAAGACUCAGCUGCGGAGGGGUCCAUUCAAUCUACCCAGAUGAAGCUGAAAAGAGCCCGACUUGCAGAUGACUUGAAUGAAAAAAUUGCUCUCAGGCCAGGUCCCUUGGAGCUGGUGGAAAAGAAUAUUAUUCCUGUUGACUCUGCUGUGAAAGAGGCCAUAAAAGGAACCCAGGUGAGCUUCUCUAAAUCAUCUGAUGCCUUUGCCUUUGAAGAGGAUAGUAGCAAUGAUGACUUGUCCCCCGAGCAGGCCAGAGGUGAAGAAUCCCAAGGCUCCACAGGGUCAGCAACAGGCACUAAAAACUCAGAGCCAAUUUCCUCUGCUAUAUCAGGAACAACUCAGUUACAGGUUCAUACCCAUGGCUCUGAAAACAAUGUGACUGAUUUGACUUCAGUGCAAAGUAGCCAAUGUGAAAGCCCAAAGCAGGUGAAUAACCAACUUCCAGUGCCCACGGCAGUAAAGUCAAAGUCCUCUGGUGAUAGCAAGAACCGCCACAAAAAGCCCAAGGAUACCAAGCCAAAAGUGAAGAAGCUGAAGUAUCACCAGUACAUCCCACCUGAUCAGAAAGCUGAGAAAUCUCCUCCUCCCAUGGACUCAGCCUAUGCCAGACUUCUCCAGCAGCAGCAGCUCUUUCUACAGCUGCAAAUCCUUAGCCAACAGCAGCAGCAACAGCACUUCAGCUAUCAAGGAAUCCACCAAGCACAGCUUAAGCAUUCAAGUGAACAAAUGGUCAAAAGUUCAAACUCGUCAUCAACUCCUGUGAACAAUACCCCUCUUUCUUCAGUGAAAACUACUUUUUCAGGACAGAGCUGUGUGUCUUCUAUGAAACCAGGCCCUCUGCCUUCUAACCUGGAUGAUCUGAAGGUGUCAGAACUGAGGCAGCAGCUCAGAAUAAGAGGUCUCCCUGUAUCUGGCACGAAAACAGCACUAAUGGAGCGUCUGAGACCCUUUCAGGAAAGCAGUGGCAGCACAGUGCCAAACUUCAGUGAAAUAACAACUGUCACCUUUCCAGUCACCCCAACAAACACCCUGUCAAGCUACCAGUCACAGUCAUCAGCCAGCAUGUUAUCCAAUGGCUUCUAUCACUUUGGGAGCACCAGCUCUACCCCACCUAUCUCCCCAGCAUCUUCUGACCUCUCUGUUAGUGGCUCUUUGCCAGACACAUUCAACGACGGACCAAUGUCUUCUCCACAGUUUGGUCUUCAACCAUCCCCUGUGCAUGGCAGUACUGAGGAAAGCCUCAUGAGCAGCAUGAAUGGAGGGAGCAUCCAGCUGGAGCUAGAAGGGCUUGAUACAGAAAAAGACAAAAUGCUGGUGGAAAAGCAGAAAGUCAUUAAUGAACUUACAUGGAAGCUACAACAAGAGCAGAGGCAGGUGGAAGAGCUGCGGAUGCAACUCCAGAAGCGGAAAAGAACCAGUGGCCUUGAGGAGAAGCAUUCCCCACCACAGCAUUUCUUUGCAGGUCCCAUCAAGCAAGAAAAUGCAGUAGCUAGUUGUCCAUUUGCAUCAAAACAAACUGCCUUGAUUGACCAAGCCAGUCAGUCAAAUAAAUUAAGUGACUGUGGCGUGCCGCAGCUGCCUCACAUUGUAAAUAGUCAUUGCAUGGAGUCAGCAGGCCAGAGUGCCAUCACAUCCUCCACAUUCCUCAGCCCACAGUGCUCUCCCCAGCACUCUCCACUUGGGGCUGCAAAGAGCCCAAAGCAUAUCAGCCUGCCACCAUCACCAAAUAGCCAUUCCCUUCUCUCAGUUUCCCCUGGCUCUCAGGGCGAAGGUCGCAGUGUCUCCCCACAAGCCAGCAGUUGCCUCCGCACAGCUCCGGCUACACAGGCAGGUCAAAAGUUUUCUAUUCCAUCCCCAAGUUUUUGUAAGUCAAGUCCAGGCCUCUCGGAGGUAAAGCAGCCUCCGUCCUAUGAGGAUGCAAUAAAGCAGCAGAUGACUCGAAGUCAGCAGAUGGAUGAGCUCCUGGAUGUGCUCAUUGAAAGUGGAGAAAUGCCAGCCAAUGCCAAAGAAGAUCGUUCUUGUCUUCAGAAAGUACCUCAGAUCACGAUGUCUUCAGGAAAUACCAGCACUUCACUCCCAAAGUCAUCAGCUGCCUUUGAACAAGUGUCCUCAUCCCAGCUCUCAUUUGACCACUGUCCGGGUAGCAGUGACACACACCUCGAAGUCUUACUCAAUUCCCACAGCCCCCUGGGAAGAGUCAGCGAUAUCACCCUCCUGAAAAUGGGUGGUGAGGAGUCGCACUUUGAAGGGAUGAUUGAAGGAUUUUCCAGCAAAGCUGCAGAUGAACUGCUGACAUCCCAGGAGAUUUUACAGACUCCCCUCUCACCCAUGGAGACCCAACUGUCACCUACUUCUACUGAAGGAUCCGGUUUACAAAUGAGCUUCACUGAAUCUCCUUGGGAAACAAUGGAAUGGCUGGAUCUCACCCCACCAAGCUCAACUACUGCCUUUGGUUCUCUCACCACUGCUGGCCCCAGCAUCUUCAAUAUAGAUUUCUUAGAUGUUACUGAUCUCAAUUUAAAUACCACCAUGGACCUUCACUUACAGCAGUGGUGAAAGGAGAUGGCAAUAGAGAAAGGAUGUGCGAUUGAACUCCAUAUGUCCAAAGCAACCACCCCAAGUCCUUUAUUAAGCAAGAGAAUGCAAAGACCUGAGACUUGGCCCCAAGGGCUAAUGUGCCAACUAGUCAGGGGAAGCUGGAGGGGUUUUUCCAGUAAAUAACUUGUACAAGUUUUCAGUCACUGAGAAUUGUCAGCACAACAACUCUUACCUUUUCUUUUUUUACAAUUUAACAUCCUUGCAGACUUUAUUGACACUUUUUACAAACGAUAUUUUUCUAAACCAACCUUUUUUUUUGAGCUUUCAGGUUUUUCCAGUUUUAGCAGCCAAUCAUAUGAGAACUGGAGGAGCUUGUGAGGUAUAGUGUGGUGAGGAAAACUCAUUGAGACACAGCAGGAUACCAUCUAGAGCAGGGCCCAAGGCAGAGUCAUUGCCACCUACAUCUUUCUCAUCUCCUUUAGGGAAUAAUACUGCAAGGUGCAUCUUAAUGAAGUAGGAAAAAAAAACCCCAAAGCAGCUUAGGCUGGAAAUCCUAGAAGCAGCAAAGCCUGUGCACUGUGCCCCAGCACACUACUUCAUUGUACAAUUAAAUCCACUUCACUCAGCUUGUUGUCUCUGUUCCAGAUAGUAACUGAUCUAAAAUGGCUUUGAAGGCAAGUCACCACAGUCGAGACACAGCUGUCCAGUCAAGGGUGGUGGGUUGUGCCACUGGAUUUGUGAGAUGAAACUUGUGCGAGUGCAUCACACACAGUCACCCCUAGAGAGUGAGAGCUGGGGAGUGGUCCAUGCCUCAUAGCUACGCGUUAGAUUUUAACCAAACUAGAGUCUGUGACCUCCAUGCUGCUCAAGUGCUAGGGGUCCUGCUCCCUGUAGUCCAAUUGCUUGGAUUACUAACACAGAUGUCAGAGGACUAUGAUGCCGAUGACAAUAUAGACUCCAGUUACUAUGUUACAAAUCUGAAGUGUUUAUUGUGCAGGGAACAAUAUAGAUGUUGAAUUUAAAAGUGAACAAAAUGAAGUUUCAUGGGGUGUGGGGUUGGUCCCUUAGGCCUUCCUCUGCAACACAAGAAACUCAAGUGUAAAAACCACAAGGAGUCUCCAGGGAGAAGCCACAGAAAGCUGAUAGCAAUAAAUGGCCCCUUGACUCUCCCAGGUAUACCUCAAAAAUUGGUAUGGGUCUGAGUGGGUCCUUAUUUGUGGCUAGAUUUUUGUUUGAAUACCUACUUGUGGUAUAUAUGUUUGCUCUGCCAUCCCACCUCUUUUCCCUUCUUCACUCCCUUCUCCCUCAUUUGUGCUUCUUCUCUCCUCUUCUGAAUUUACUGUUUUAUCACCAGCCGUUUGGCUCAGAGCAAAACCAUUCGGAGAACAGCUGUGAAUCCACAAGCCUAGAGGAGCUUGUUCUUCUGAGUUCAUCAGAAAUGGAUGCUCUGUUGCAACAAAGUCACCAGCAUUUCUUCUAGGCAUCACUUGUGCAAUAUAAUUCAUAGGGCUCCCCAGAAGAAAGGGCCUUCACUUUACCAUUUGGCUUCCACCGAAGACCUUGUCACAGACUGUUUGAUGAAUACAUCUACUUCUCUGCAAUUAUGUUUUGGUUGUUUUGCAAAAGUAAAUAUUGUUGCUGCCAAGAUUGUUAAAAUAUUUACAAACUGGGUGUAUUUAAUAUUGUAUUAUUGGAAGGACAGCAUAUUGGAAAUGCAGAUAUCUUGGGAACAGGUCCAGGGCUGUACAGUCUGUGGGGGCUGUCCCCAUGUGAAGGACUUACCCAAAAGCCUGUUAGAGCUGCAUUAGGAGUCUCUGCAACCAGUUCUCCAGUUGUGUCUCCAGUUAAUUACAUUGUUGCAUGUUGUAUAAAGAACACCAUAGUCAUUUUUAAAAGUCACUAUUUAAAGCACCACUUUUUUGUUGUACAAAUGUUCACAAUGCACUGCUAGGAUAGAACAAUUCACAAGUGGCAUUAUUUAGAAUACCUUUUUUUAUAACAAAGAGAUUUUAGAAGCCAUUCCAUGAAGAUUUAAUUAAUAGCACUUGAAUCCAGAGUAGUUGUAGCUGUUGCACUGCCUAGAUGUACAUAGCUUUCAAGAUAGUUUUGUCCUCUCAACAAAUAUAUUUCCUUAUUUAAAGGGAUGCUGCCAACUUAGAACAUGUAAGCAAACACAUUUCCUUACCCAUGUUACUAACAAGAGUUUCGUUAUUAAAAAAAAACCAUUGUUUUGCCAUU